Drosophila melanogaster (fruit fly) is the source of this 652-nucleotide messenger RNA. RefSeq lists its product as uncharacterized. The record is from RefSeq and is marked reviewed. The transcript is spliced from 2 exons. Lineage: Eukaryota; Metazoa; Arthropoda; Insecta; Diptera; Drosophilidae. The coding region runs from base 165 to 572 and encodes 135 amino acids.
UUGGUUUGGCUUGGCGCUGCACAAAAUCAAUAGGUUCAGCAGAAGUGUGUGGAACCAUGCAAAUACAGCGAAGUUCAUCCGGCGGCUGCUAGCGAGAUCAGUAAAUCGAGUACGGCCACCAGACCCAUAAAUGCGGCAAAGUGGCGUCCUGUUUUUACACUUGCAUGGGUCUGAUGCGGACAGUUGGCGGCGCCAGCGAUGCACAGCUGCCGGAGGAGGCGGUGUCUACGCUCAAUCAUUGCCCGACCUACCGACAGAUUCCAGGUGCCGGAACGGGCGCAGGAUCAGCGCCAGCCAAGCGAGUACCCGUCCUGUUUUCCACCAACCGUGGACUCUAUCUGCGCCUGGCCCAACCACUGGCAGAUCAGAUGGAGGUGAUGACACUGCAGCCAAGCGGACAGAACUACAACAUCAGCUUCUGCGAUCUGGAGCGCUGGAGCACCAAUCGGGCGAAUGUGGUCAGCCUGGAGGACACCUUUAGCAUCAUGCAGCAGCGCAAUAUGUCGCCGGAGUCUAUGAACUACCAGCCACGCCUGUGGAAGAACAACGUCAGCUACAGCCUGAUGCACUGAACUGAAAGCACCUCAAUAGAUUAUAUCUAAACAUUGCAAUAGCAGAAGUCUCGUAUGUAAAUUACAAAUUUUUUUACUUU